AUGAGCAGGAUUUUGGGAGUUUUUGGAGUUUGGGUAAUUUUGGGAUUUUUGGUGCAGAAUGUGACAGCGAGUGAGUGUCCGGUGUUUAAAUGUGGGAAGAUUAAGAACCAAAAGGAUGAACAUACUUGUCUGCAGUAUUCUUCGGAGUGGAUAGUGCAGAAAUGUCCCAAAGGAGAGUAUUGUCUGGGAGAUAAGUUUAACAGUGUUGAAAGUGUUGUUAAUAAUACGUUAUGUGCUAAACAGGAAGUUAAGGACCGUUUACCAGGAGAGCAUUGUUCUAAAGACACAGAGUGCUACAAUCAAUUUAAAUGUCACAAAGGAACUUGCCAAGGCUUAGUUACUGAUCAAAGAUGCAUCAAUCAGUUUGGCAGAGAAGAACAAAGGUACUGUAGCCCAGGCCUUUUUUGAGAUUCUGUGAAGCAAACUUGUAAGGAAAUUACUAAGUUUGGAGAAACUUGUACUGCACAAGCACCCUGUGAGUAUGGCACUCUAUGUGCGAUGACAAAGCAGGAUGCAGGGUUUAGCUGUAAGAAGAUGUUUUCUUUACAGGAUGGAGAGUUAGUUGAUUUAACCCAAGUCUUCCCAAUCUCAACCGUUGCUUAUUCGAAGGAGGAUAUUUGUCAAUCAGGGCAUGUUUUGAGGAGUGAUAAAGGGACUUACUGUAUGCCAGGUCCUCAAUUAAUUGAUUCUAAGAGGGUUAAGGAAAAGGGAGCAGGAGAGGUUUGUAAAUACAAAGCCUUUAGGAAUCCUAAUGAUCUCACAGAAUACCAGGAGUUUACAGAAUAUUCUAAAUGUGGGUUUAAUACAAAUGGAUCAGGAUACUGAGAUGUCUAUAAAGGAGAUAUUGAAUAUACUUCUGCAAUAGAAGGGUAUAAGGAAGCUCUUCAAAAAGUUGAUAAUGAUUGUCAUUUACUUUCGACUUUAUCCAAGUGUAAAAAUCUUAAAAACAAAGAAGGGAAAGCUGCAAAGAAAUGGGAGCAGGCUCAAUUUUACAUUGGAGAAGGAAGCUAUGCUGCAGCUGCAGAUAAUGACAAAUGUGUUAAAUCAGAAAUUAUGCGUUCAUUUUGGGAAGGAGACAGCUCAUAUCAACUUACAGUCACAGUAUUCCUCUCUAUUCUUGCUCUCUCCAAUUUGAUCUAAUAGAAUAUAAUUUCAACACAUGA
Molecule: messenger RNA, 1163 nt
Organism: Moneuplotes crassus
Lineage: Eukaryota; Ciliophora; Spirotrichea; Euplotida; Euplotidae
Source: the annotation of a GenBank genome assembly